This is a messenger RNA of Amyelois transitella, 8331 nucleotides long. RefSeq names its product CD109 antigen (gene Mcr). Gene Ontology annotation, molecular function: endopeptidase inhibitor activity; protein binding. Gene Ontology annotation, cellular component: extracellular region. The coding region runs from base 240 to 5651 and encodes 1803 amino acids. The transcript has 35 exons. The record is from RefSeq and is a predicted model, not a curated record. Lineage: Eukaryota; Metazoa; Arthropoda; Insecta; Lepidoptera; Pyralidae.
CGACAAAACAAGCGUUACUGAAUGAAGUGAGUAAUGAGGCGGUGUAACGUAUUUGUUUAUUUCAUUUAAUUUUAUUUUUCACAAUGAAAUACAUCUAAAUUGAAGCAAUAAUUUACCUAGUACGAUUUAAGAUUUUCUGUGUGAAGUGCUCGUGUACAUUUUGUGUAAUAAAAAAAGAAAAACAAGAGUUUCCAUGGGCGUUAACUUCAGGAGAUAAUCAUAUAAUAUAAGACUGAACUAUGAAUCUCAUACUUAUAACAUGGAUAAGUUACACAGCACUCUACCAUUUAAGUUCAGCACAGGAUUAUGCUUCUCCCACCUACAAUCCAGACCAAACUCCCACAAAUGACUUGAAUGAGUUAAACAGAAGACAACAAGACCGCAACCCUUAUGAGAAUCGUAACCCAUAUGACCAGAGGUACAGUCAGGAGCGGGACCCUUACGGGAGAAAUGAGUAUGCUCCAGAUAAUUUGAGGCCUGCAUGGGAUAGAGGGUCGAAUUACGGUGGUUCGUUCAAAACACCAGCUUUGGAGCAUGAGAACCUUAUUAUCAAUGAAGCCACAUAUUUCAUCGUGGCCUCCAAGAUGGUGCGGCCAGGUCAGAUCUACAAGAUAUCGGCCAGCAUCCUCAAGGCUCGUCUGCAGAUGACCAUCAGGGCAUCCAUCUCCAGGGAUGGAGUGGAGAUAGCUGAUGUUCUGCAACGGGUCAAGGAAGGAGUGCCGGAGAUACUCAACAUGAGGAUACCGGCAACCUCGGUGCCCGGCGACUACAAGCUUCGCGUGGAAGGCCUAUACAUGGACACGCCGUUUGGAGGCCGGGCGUUCCACAACGAGACCCAGCUGGUGUUCUCCAAGCGGUUCAUGACCAUAUUCAUACAGAUGGACAAGCCUGUUUAUAUGCAGGGGCAGACUGUUCGAUUCCGCGCCAUUCCCAUAAACACCGAGUUGAAGGCGUUCGGGCGGGCCAUAGACGUGUUCAUAUUGGACCCGAAUCGUCGCAUCAUGAAGAGGUGGCUCUCCAGACAGAGUAAUUUCGGUACAGUCAGCCUGCAGUAUCAGAUCUCGGACCAGCCUUUGUUCGGGGAGUGGCACAUCCGGGUGGAGGCCCUUGGACAAGUGGAGGAGACCUCGUUCCUGGUCGAGGAGUACUAUCAGACCAGGUUUGAGGUGAACGUGACGAUGCCGGCGUUCUUCUUCAACACGGAGCCCUACAUCCACGGCCGCAUCAUGGCCAACUACACCUCGGGAGCCCCCGUACGUGGAAACUUGACCCUGAAGGCUACGAUCAGACCGAUACCGCAUUACAGGCCGGAGUAUUACCAGCAAGGGCAGUUCAACAAUCAAGGACAAUAUGGGAUGCAGCCGGGAUACGCAACGUCUCAAUAUGGCAGAGUGCGUCCGAACGCGAAUCCGUACCUAUACAACGAGUCGACCGCGUACGGUCAGUCCGAGCCGUACGGGCAGACGGACGAGUUGGGCCGCCCCCGCGUCCGGGCCGGACAGCCCAACCAGCUGGAGCAGCCCGGCUGGUGGUACGACCCGCAGGCGGUCCGCACCAGGCUGUUCAACUUCGACGAGAAAUACCCGUUCUGGAUGCCCAAACCGGACCCGACUCAGUUCGCGACGUACGGACAAACAUACGGACAGACGGCGGAUUCCAACUACAACACGUACAAUUCUUACAGCGGAUAUUACACACAUGCUAACGAUCAACUGCCGUAUUUGAGAUUCUUCAACGGCACAUACGACUUUAAAUACCCCAUGUCGGAGUUGGCCCAGCUGGUGCCAGUUCUGGACGGCGUGGAAGUGAUAAUCACGGCGUCUGUGGGAGACCCGUUCCUCGACGAGGUGAUAGAGGGCUACAGUAUCGCGAGGAUCUACAACUCAUCGCUGGCCAUCAACUUUUUGGGAGGCUCCCCGCAGGUCUUCAAGCCUCAUAUGCCGUUUGAUAUUUAUAUGGUGGUGUCUUACCACGACGGGUCGCCGCUGCCCGCGUGGAUGUCGCGCAGCGUGGCGGUGUCGCUGGCGCUGCAGGUGGAGGGCCGCGGCGGAGCCCUGGAGCCCCAGCGGCCCACGCUGGUGCCCGGCCACGACGCAGUGUGGCACGUGCGCCUCGACCUCUACAAGCUGAUGAAACUGGAACACGACGCGAACUACCGCGAGACUCUGAGCGGCGUGACGGGCGUCCGGCUGAACGCGCAGCUGACGGACGGAAGCGGGAACCGCGCCAGCGCCGACAUGCGGCUGGUGGCGCACCACAGCCCCACGCACCAGCACAUCCGCAUCUCCACCUCCACCACUGAUGCCAGGGUUGGUGAAUAUGUGAUUUUCCACGUGCAAAGCAACUUCUACAUGGAGUCGUUCAACUACGUGGUAUUAUCUAAAGGCAUUAUACUGACCAGUGCUCAAGAGAUCAUGCCCGAGGGGGGGGUGCGCACGUUCGCCGUGUCGCUGUCGGCGGAGAUGGCGCCCGUGGCCACGCUGCUGGCGUGGGGCUCCGCGCGCGGCGGCCACGUGCUGGCCGACUCGCUCACCUUCCCCGUCAACGGCAUAUCCAGGAACAAUUUCACAGUGGUCAUCAACAACCGUAAACACCGAACAGGGGAGCGGGUUGAGGUGUCCAUUUACGGCGAGCCCGGGGCCUACGUAGGCCUGUCCGGGAUCGACAACGCUUUCUAUACGAUGCAAGCCGGGAACGAACUUACGUACGCUAAGUUGAUAUCCAAGAUGUCGUACUUCGACGAGGCGACGAACGGGACGUUCGCAUACACGUGGCGGACUCACGCCGGCGACGCCGACGAGCUGGUAUACUUCCCCUCCUCCACCUACGGCAUCGACGCUAACAGAACAUUCGAAUACGCCGGUCUGGUAGUGUUCUCGGACGUGGAAGUGAGCCGUCGUCCAAGUAACUGCAACGCUACGGCUGGCUUCCUAGAAUGUUUGGAGGGCGGCGCGUGCUAUACGCACGAACAACGCUGCGACGGCAACGCCGACUGUAUUGACAGGACGGACGAGGCUAACUGCGAACACGACAGCUCGUUCGAGCUGAGCCACUUCCGCAAGUUCCGCUUCAACCGCGUGCGCAGGCAGUACGACAACGCGUGGCUGUGGCGGGACGUGAACGUGGGGCCGCACGGCCGCUACGUGUUCACCGUCGACGUGCCGCAGGUUCCCGCUCACUGGACGGUGUCAGCGUUCAGUAUGUCGCCAACACUCGGUGUCGGAAUGCUUCACAACCCUUUGCAUUACGUGGGCGUGCUGCCGUUCUUCAUGAAAGUGGAGGGGCCGGAGCGCUGCCGGCAGGGCGAGCAGGUGGGCGUGCGCGUGGUGGUGUUCAACUACCAGCCGCGCGCCGUGGAGGCCGUCGUGGUGCUGGAGGCCUCGCCGCACUACCAGUUCGUGCACGUCGAGGAGAACGGCAUCGUGGUGUCCUACAACCCGCGCACUUCAUUCGGCGAGCACCAGUUCUUCGUGUACAUCCCUGCUGGAGAAGCCACCACGGUCCACGUUCCCGUGGUCAGCACCAGGCUCGGAGACAUGUAUGUUCAACUACACGCUGCUACGCUUCAAGGGACUCAUCGUGCUACAAAGAAGAUUACUGUUGAGGCCGACGGCAUCCCCCAAUACCGCCACCAGUCAGUACUUCUCGACCUUUCGAACCGAGCGUACGUCUUCCAAUACAUGCACGUGAACGUCACGGAAACUCCUAUAAUACCUUACGGAGAAGACCGCUACUACGUGUUCGGAUCGAAUAAAGCGAGAGUUUCGGUGGUAGGGGACGUGGUCGGAGCGUUGUUCCCUACCAUGCCGGUGAAUGCGACCAGCUUACUGGACCUGCCUAUGGACUCGGCCGAACAGAACAUGUUCAGUUUCGCCAUAAACAUGUACCAAACAUUGUACAUGCGCCUCAUCAACCAACGGAACAGAACCUUAGAGAAGGAGGCGUUCUACUACAUGAACGUGCUGUACCAGAGACAACUGUCGUUCAUGAAGCCCGAUGGGAGUUUCAGCACGUUCAGGAGCGAUUGGAACCAAUCGGCGUCGAGCGUCUGGUUGACGUCAUUCUGCGCCAAGAUAUUCCAGGACGCGUCAUUCAACGAGUGGGAGAACUUCAUCUACAUAGAUCCUAAUGUGAUAUCGCAAGCCGUGUCGUGGGUGCUGCAGCAUCAGACGGCGCAGGGCGCGUUCUACGAGCCGGGGUGGCUGCCGGAUCGGAACUGCAACGACUCCAUCGCCGUGCCGCGCUCUCACCCGCUGUACCAUGACGCUAUAGCUAUGGGCGCUCAGGAGAUAAACGGGUCGGCUGUGAUGACAAGAAACAUCACGCUGACUGCACAAGUUGUUAUUACAUUGGAAACUGUGAAGAAUCUCAAAGAUAUCGGACUGAGAGAGGGUCUCAGCGCUCGAGUGGCGAUCGCCCAACAGCACGCCAUAGAGUUUCUAGAGCGGAAUCUACAGAUGCUGUUUGAUUUUGGAGAGCCUUAUGCCCUGGCUGUGGUGGCCUACGCUCUCACCUUCUCCAAGGCGCCCAGCUCCGAGCACGCUUACAGACUGUUGAAGCAGAAACAGAGAUCCGAAGGCGGCCUUGAAUACUGGGGCAAGGAGCCGGUGCCCCAGCCGCCGUACAAGAUGGAGAACCAGAAGCCGUUCCUGCUCCCCCGCCUGCCAUACAAAUAUGACUCCAACAACAUCGCGGCCACGGCGUACGCGCUGCUGGCCUGCAUGGACCAUCAGGACAACAACGAGGCCAUCGUCAUGUGGCUCAACUCGCAGAGGCUCAAGGAUGGCGGCUGGGCCUCUACUCAGGAUACUUACAUCGCGACGCGGGCCCUCAUCGAGUACACGAACCGCAAGCGGCUGCGCGACGUCAGCGCGCUGUCCGUCAGCGUGGCGGCCGUGGCGCUGCGCGGCGCCGCCCGCUCGCUGCGGCUGGACAACGACCGGCUGGCCACCAUGCACACCGUCGACAUACCUGAAGCGUGGGGCACAAUAAAGGUGACAGCACGCGGGGCAGGCUACGCCAUCUUGCAAUUAUCGGUCCAAUACAACGUAGACAUCGCCAAGUUCCAAACCCAACCGCCGGUGCCCGCCUUCUCUCUGCACACACAACCACUGCGGUACUACGGCAGGAACCAGUCGCACAUCGAGUUCCAGAGCUGUGCCAGUUGGACGCUGCUGUCGGAGUCCCCGCGCUCGGGCCUGGCGGUCCUAGACGUGGCCAUCCCGACGGGCUACAUGAUCCAGCAGCAGCGCCUCGACGCCUACGUGCUGUCGCGGCGCGUGCGCACCCUGCAGCGCGCCAAGUAUCUGCCCACCAAGAUACUGUUCUACUUUGACUACCUAAGCUCCGAGAAGACCUGCGUGAACUUCACCAUUGAGCGGUGGUUCCCCGUAGCCAACAUGUCUCGCUACUUGCCUGUCAGGGUGUAUGAUUACUAUGCACCAGAACGCUAUAACGAAUCGAUCUUCGACGCCCUGCCGACUUACCUACUGAACAUCUGCGAGGUUUGCGGCUCAUCCCAAUGUCCGUACUGCGCGAUAUACAACGCCGGUUUUCGCAGCACCGUCGCGUUGCCGCUGCUGUUGCUAGCCGUCGGUGUAACGCUCGCACGGUAUUUACGACCGACGCCCGAUGUAAACGUGCUGACGUAGUAGUAGGAGGGUAAGUGAUAAUAGCCACAGAUAUAAAUGUAGCUAGACCACGUAAGUGUUUGGCGUGGUGAUAUGUCGAUAGAUGAACCUCUUUUCGUAACUGUUUUUUUUUUGUUCUAUCCAUAUAAAAAUAUCAAAAAGGUUGGACGAAUUAAGGCAAAAAGUGUGAAGUUUUAAGAAGAAUAAACUUGAGACAUGCUCGCAAGCAUGUCAAGUUUAUACCAAGCGCUUGGUAUUCGUAUAGGUGAAUUUGUGGUGUCUAGUUGGAUCUAUGUCUGUGGAUGCUUUUUGGUUGACUUUAAGCGAGACAUUAUCAAUAGCUCUCUCAAAACUGAAAAGGAAUCUCAAAAUUGAUAAAAAAAAAAUUGCUAUGCAUGUACAUUUCUGAUAUAUGAACUCCAAGUGAUUCACCAAUAUUAUAAUUUUAUUUUAUUAUGUACGUAUAAGUCUCGUGGGUUAUUUUCGUACGAAAAUAUUAGGUCUGAAUUAUGUAAUUAAGAAAACAACAAAUAAAAUAUGUACGAGGCAAUGUAAAAAUUUAUAUUAUGUGUUAUGUUGUUACUAACCACCGUUUAGUAGUUAAUGAUUCUGCAUUUCACCUUUAUUUUACUAAUCUUAUGCUGUGUACAAAUUUUAUAAAUACUGAUUCUAUUUGAUCUGAUAAACGUCUUUAUAGAAAAUGAUUCGCCUCAACUAUAAAGUCUCAAAUUGUGCAAAAAAUAAUUUUGAAAUAGUGCUUCGAUAGUCUUAUUUAAGUCAAAUAGUUUUUGACAGUUGGUAUUUGUAAACUUUUCACUGAGACACAACACUGAAAUAUUCUUCAGAAUUAAUGAUCUGAUAAAUUUCCAUUUUACAAAAAUUUUCAUUGAUAUCCAAUCAAUUUAAUUUUAUCUUUCCAUUUAGUUUUUCUUUACAUAAAAGCAUUUAAAAUAAUUUAAAUUCUUAAUAUCCUAUUUUUACUUAUACUGUAAAUUUAGUUCCCAUUUUUCCAUUCCAGAUUAGUUUGUAGUAGUUCAUUACGUUUGGUCGUAGGUCUUACGAGUAUGUAUCAAAUAAAGGUAUAUACUGCUGUGGUAUCGUAACGAUCAAAAGUGAGUAUAAAAAUUUUAAAAAUGUUUGCCAUGGAAAAGUUAUAUAGAUUUUGAGACUUUUGCUCUUAAAUGUACUACAAUAAAGUGGUUUCCUUUCCAAAUUAUUUUCCCUUAGAUUAAAAAAAAAUCUGCCUUACAAUUUUUUUUUUAUAAAACCUUUUGCAUCGACGUCUUUCGUUUGAAAAACUAAAAAAUGUAACAAGUAAUUCCUUAUCUAUUUACAAUUAGUUUUAUCGUUUCAACAUUCCAUUCAAAGAUUGUCCUAUUCAGGGAGUCCUUUACUUGCGACCAGACGUAACUUCUUUGUAGUUAGAACGUGUUCAGUAAUUUUAUGUUAAGUAUAUCGCUAAGGAUAGCGAUCAUAAGAAACCUGUAUUCUACUCACCUUAUUCCUGCUCGGUGCUUUUUUAAACCUUUUUUUAUUUUCAAGCAGAACAUUUUUAUUCUGUGAACAUGUAAACCUAUGUUUCACUGUAAAAAAAACCUCAUGUCUUAUCUACCUUGCUGUAAUAAUAGAAAACCCAUAUUUAAAAAAAAAGAGCUAAUAUGGAUUAUUUUAUUAAAUAAUAUCCAUAAAUCGAGCAUCGGUCUGAGUGUGUUUUGUUGAAAUAACCUAUUUGUAUAAGAUACCGGCUGGCCAUUUGGUUUAGAUUUAGAAACACUAGGGUUUGCAAGAUGCUUGUCAAUUCUUAUUUCUGGCUUUUAGUCCCUGUUGCAUCCUCACUACAUUGAGAGGAGCCCGGGGUAUGCCUUUGACAGGUUUUUACACGAAGCGACUCCCAUGGCCAUGAUGCAUGGCCGAGGUGGGAUCGGAACCUGUGCCUUUCUGCGCAUCACGCAAUUUAAGCAGGCACCUUACCUAUUCGACCACCGACGUUCUGUCAAUUAUACGUGUGUAAAAGAAUCUACAUAUCUUAAUAUGUAUCUCGUGCAUCAUAUCACUAAAAUAUUACAGAUGAUUGCCAAUUUUUUUUUUAAAGCCUUGUAUCGCAAUAAUAUUUACCAUUAACUUGUAUAUAUUUAAUUACAAUUGUGUAAGUAAUGUUUACUUUAAGUGUAGUGAUUUACAUUUUUCAUAAAAUUAUACAAAUGAAGAGCAAAAUAAAAUCAAAAUGCCUUAUUAGAUAAAGACAAUAUUUAAAAAAAUUAUGAAAAAUCAUUAAAAAAUAUUUUUAUGUAUACAGAUUUAUAUAUUAAUUUUUGUAUUAGAUGCAAAGGGAUUAUUUCUUAAAAAGAUUGCUUUAAUAUUUUGCUCGUAUAUUUACAUUGGAAAUUCAGAUAUUAUAUUGUGUAUACUUGAAAAGUAUGAACUUGCUCUAAGAUUUAACAAAAUAUGUACAAAAUUGCCCGUCCAAAAAUUGCCGCUGAAAUGAAAUAGGUAUUUAAAUAAACUUUAUUUAAACUGAGCAAAUUGAAUACUUACAAAAUGUGUAAACAUGUUACUUAAGUAGUUUCCGUCCAAAAUUAACCAAUGACUGAUUUUUUUUUUACUUUUGUAUGUAUUGUGUGUAAUAUUUUGUCUUAACUUGUUACAAAUGUAGCAUUAAUGUAGGAGAGUGUGAAAUCUCAUUAUUGACUCUUCAUAGAUU